AAGCCCAUCUCACCUAUGAUGUCAGGACCAUCCUACAACCACACAAUGGAAUCUCCUGCCACCUUCCUCCUCGUGGGCAUCCCAGGUUUGCAGUCUUCCUAUCUCGGGCUGGCCAUCUCAUUUAGUGCUAUGUACAGCACAGCCCUCUUAGGAAACACCCUCAUCAUUACUGUGAUCUGCACAGAUUCCACUCUACAAGAGCCCAUGUACUUCUUUCUAUGUGUUUUGGCUGCUGUGGACAUUGUUAUGGCUUCUUCUGUGGUACCUAAGAUGGUGAGCAUCUUCAGCUCAGGAGACAGCUCCAUCAGCUUUAAUGCCUGCUUCACUCAGAUGUACUUUAUCCACGCAGCCACAGCUGUGGAGACAGGGCUGCUACUGGCCAUGGCUUUUGAUCGCUAUGUGGCCAUCUGCAAGCCCCUACACUACAAACGAAUUCUCAAACCUAAAUUGAUGCUGGGAUUAUGUGUGACUAUCAUCAGUAGAGCUGUCAUUUCUGUGACUCCAUUAAGUUGGAUGUUGAGUCACUUGCCUUUCUGUGGUUCCAAUGUAGUUUUCCAUUCUUACUGUGAACACAUGGCUGUGGCCAAGUUAGUAUGUGCAGACCCCACGCCCACCAGUUUGUAUAGCUUGAUUUGUUCUUCUAUUAUUGUGGGCUCUGAUACGGUCUUCAUUGCUGCCUCCUAUAUUUUGAUUCUCAGGGCAGUAUUUGGUCUGUCCUCAAAGAAUGCACAGAGGAAGGCAUUAAGCACAUGCGGCUCUCAUGUGGGAGUUAUGUGUCUAUUCUAUCUCCCUGGGAUGGCAUCCAUAUAUAUAGCAUGGUUAUGGCACGAUGUAGUUCCGAUGCACACUCAAGUGUUGUUAGCUGACUUGUAUCUGAUUAUCCCACCUACCUUAAACCCUGUCAUUUAUGGUAUUAGGACCAAGCAGAUCCGGGAGAGGAUGAAGAUGUUGCUGACGUGCUUCCUUAGAAAAGGUUCGUGA
Messenger RNA from Cricetulus griseus (Chinese hamster), 981 nucleotides. The record is from RefSeq and is a predicted model, not a curated record. NCBI's taxonomy places the organism in Eukaryota, Metazoa, Chordata, Mammalia, Rodentia, Cricetidae.